Molecule: messenger RNA, 1665 nt
Organism: Aureococcus anophagefferens
Lineage: Eukaryota; Pelagophyceae; Pelagomonadales; Pelagomonadaceae
Exons: 1
Coding region: 1-1665 (554 amino acids)
Molecular function (GO): protein binding
Source: RefSeq, a predicted model, not a curated record
AUGACGUCCAUCUUCUUCUGCUUCGACGAGACGGAGAGCGGGUCCGUGGCGCCCAAGGCGCUCUGGACCGCCGCGGGGUCCCCGAUGAACGCCGUGCCCAAGUCGCAGCAGGAGGAGUCGGUGCUCGACGUCCUCACGCCCGACGCGGAGCUGCCGGCGUCCAUGGCCUUCUGCUGCAAGACCGGCGACGAGGAGGGCGAGGCCGCGCCCACGGUCGACAGCGCCCGGCUCCUCGCCCAGGCCCAGGACAGCGGCCGCUGCGACUACGGCGACGCGCGGGCGGAGCUGUUCAAGAAGGCGCGCGCGGAGCUCGAGCGCGCGCGCCACGACGCGAAGCAGGCGCGGCGGCUCAAGCAGAAGUCGCUGCGCGACGAGGCCUUCGACCUCUACCGCAAGUGCGUCGCGACGGAGCUCCGGGAGCUCGAGCUCGAGGGCGUCGUCGAGCCCGACCGCCUCGACGAGCUCCUCGUGUGCCGCCACGAGCGCGAGUUCAAGGGCCAGCAGUACGGCAUCACGAACGCGGGCCUCGACAGCAACGACUCGCGGGGCAACGGGUGCCUCCACCAGCUCCUGGAGAAGUGGCACGCGGCCCGCGACGACGGCGCGCGGUCGCGCGUCGAGGAGGAGUUCGUCCUCGUCUGCGUCGUCGGCGCCAAGCUCGACGCCUACAGCCGCGAGCACCUCGCGCCCCUGUCGAGCGCCGUCAAGUUCGGCGCGACGGCCGUGCUCCGCGUCCUCAUCCUCUUCGGCGCGGACCUGCGGUGCAAGAACGGCCAGUCGUUCCGCCCGCUGCUCCUCGCCGCGGAGUGCGACCAGCAGGCGUCCUUCCAGGUCGUCGCCAAAGCGCUGCGGGCCCGGGGCGAGCUCUGCGACGUCGCCGCGGACAAGGGCAACGGCUACACGGUGCUCCACUUCGCGGCCAUCAACAACAACGCGGGCCUGCUCCUCUCCGCGCUCGAGUACGAGGAAUAUAGGGACCCGCUGGUCAUCGACGCGCGGAGCUCCUUCGAGACGACGGGCGCCGAGAGCGGCGGCGCGGGCGUCGACGCGGCCUACGUGUCGAACCAGACCGCGCUGCACAAGGCCGUGCUCUACGACUUCCGGGACUGCGUCGUCGUGUUGCUCGAGCACGGCGCGAACCCGAACGUCGCCGACAACUCGGGCCGCACGCCGCUCCACUCGUCGGUGACGCGGAACAACGUGCCCCUGACGCGCGCGCUGCUGGACGCGGGCGCGGACCCGCAGUCGCGCGACGGCAACCGGCAGACGCUCCUGGAGAAGGACCGGCACAUGGACGGCCGCCGCACGAACAAGGAGUGCAUGGCGCUGAUCCGCGCGACGCUGGCGCAGCCGCCCAAGGUCCGCAUGGGGCCCGCGCACCACCUCAACAAGGCCGCCAAGGUCGGCCUCGACGUCGACGCGAACAAGGCGCUCAAGGACGUCACGGGCGUCGACGCCGUCCAGGCCGCGCCCAAGCUCGACACGACGGAGCUCGAGGCCAAGGUCGACGAGGCCGCCGACGGGGCCGCCGGGGCGCCGCGGCGCUUCGGCAACUUCGCGGGCCUCUUCGGCCGCCGGUCGUCGUCGUCGCCGGCGCCCGCGCCGCCGUCGCCCGCGGCCGCGAAGAAGAAGAAGAAGAAGGCCAAGAAGAGCAAGAGUAAGUAG